ACUGCAAAGGGAUACAUUGAAAGUAAGCGUUCAGUGCAAACUCGGCAUCUGGCUCUGAAUUGACGUCUUAGUAUUCCGGCCUAGAAUCCCGAGAGUUAAGAGACAUAAGCAAUCAGGAACCAGAAGUCUCUGGAAAUACAUUGCAGACUGGAGCCCUUCUCAUCCUAGUAAAGGAAAGGAAGUCAAAGAGGCCAUUAAAUCUGCUGGGAGAAAAAAUUGAGUUUUUCUGUGUAGUACAAGUAUGGGUGUUAAAGGCUUGUAUACGUUUGUGGUCACUGCCUGUCCGGAUGGAUGCCUAGUGAUAAAUCUGAAAGAUAUGGCUGAAAAUCAUUGUAGGACUUAUCCUGGAUCUGUUCCUGUCCUUGUAGUAGAUGCUAUGUCUUGUCUUCGACACUGGUAUACACCAGAAUCUUGGGUCUGUGGGGGCCAAUGGCGUGAAUAUCGUUCUUAUUUGGACAGUUUCAUAAAUCGCUUUACAACCGCCGGUAUCAAACUAGUAUUCUGUUUUGAUGGCCUUGUGGAGCAAAAAAAGCGAAAUGAAUGGGUCAAACGAAGAUUGAGAAAUAACAAAGAAAUAGCUAAGAUCUUUGAGUUCAUCAAAGCCAAUAAACAGCAACCUGGAAGAGGAAUGUUCUUUAUACCAUCUGGGCUGGCCACAUUCACACGUUUUGCCUUGAAAACUCUUGGCCAGGAGACGAUAUGUUCAUUGCAAGAAGCAGACUAUGAAAUAGCAACUUACGCACAAAAGAACAAUUGCAUGGGGAUUCUUGGAGAAGACACAGAUUACCUGAUUUACGAUACUGUUCCUCAUUUUUCCAUUAGUAAGCUACACUUGGAUUCACUGGAAACAGUAAUGUACUCAAGACAAAAUCUCUGCCAUUGGCUUGGUCUCAGUGUCCCAGACCUUCCCCUUUUUGCUUGCAUCCUUGGCACAGACAUUGUCCCAGAAAGAGCAAUGGAAGGUUUUAGGAAUCAAUGUUUAUCUUCAUAUCGGGCAAAAAGGCAAAGCUGUGACAAGAAAGCAGAUGCUAUUAUUGCUGUGGCAAAUUAUAUUUCAACUAUUCCACAUGUUUGUGAAAGUUUGAUGGAUCUUGAAAAAAUGCUGCCUUUGGGAUCAGACAAAUUAAUAUUGCGCAAAGGAAUAGAAUCUUAUCUGCUACCUGAACAGCAUUCUCCGUGGCUUCCUUGUGACUUCAAGUCUACAUUACAGUUAGCAGAAGAGCAGAAGAAAGAUUUCCCUAUUUGUUUAGAUCAAGAGAUCUUUCAGAUAGCUAAAGAACAACACAUACGAGCUGAAAAUCAUAUGAUAUACAAUAUCCUAAGCCAUGCAGAAGUUGAAUGCAGCAACACGCUGGAAGAUGAAUAUGAUACAUCCCUUCCUGGACAGGCGCUUAUCUAUUGCCCUGCUCGCCAGCACAUUUAUUCCAUCCUGCUGGAGUCUGCAAAAGAUGCCGGUGGAGCUUAUCCUGUGGUCAAGGAGUGGUUUGUAUAUGCUGGAAAUUCCUUGCAGCAGCCAGACCUAGUGCAACCCAAACAGCUGCCAGGUGGCAAUCCUAAUUUGAGAACCUUGUGGCUCAACAGGAGUGCUGAGACUGAGAAGCAACGUCUUUGGACAUUUCUGGCAUGCUUUCAACUUCAAGAUUCAGCAGAGGAGCUCAGGGCUCUGGAAACUCCUUUCUUUGUUCUCUGUUCCUUGUUAUUCUACCUCGUUUUGCAAGUGGACAGCCUUUCUUUGGAAGACAUGCAUGCAUUUAUGGCUCAGGCUCUGUGCCUCCAGGAGAAAUCAGCCGCUCAGCUUGCAGACUUGCAGCUUGCCCAAAUUGAUUCAAGAGCAGUACAGCUUGGUUCUCUCUUUGUCCGGGGCCUUGGCGUGUUGCUGAUGGCCAAUAGUGCCUGCGGUUUCCCCUUUCAAAUGGAUGAUUUGAUGCCAUGGCACGUAUUUGAUGGAAAACUUUUUCAAGAGAAAUACCACCAAGCCCAUAGAGGAUGCCCUUUAUAUCAGCUCCUAGAACACAAUGAGUUACGAUGCACAAAGUUUCAUAAUCUAUUGGACCUUAUUUGCAAAGCCAGCUCAGCAAACGGGAGGAAAAUCCAGAGCAGACCAAGGCCAAGCAGCUUCAUGAUAAGGAAGCAUGGAAGGGGAAGAAGUUCUCACCGGAAGCUUCUGAGUAGAAAUCCAUCUCAUUCUUAUCAGCCCCAGGGCAGGGAAAGCCAGUGGAGAGAGCCUCAACCAACUGGUUCCUUCUCUGAAUUUCAGCCCUCAGGUUCACAAUAUAGACCAAGACACCAAUCCUUGAGGGGACAAUUCCAGUUUGCUCCUCGAUGGCCAAGAUGACGCUUCUCAAGGCUAUCAAUGAAUAAGAAGAGUUUGAGCAGAGAAGUUCUGUUCUUACAAUGUAUGCAGUUAAUUGUUUGAACAAAUGGGAGUUUUGAUUGAUUUGUUCUGAUUUGCUCUUAUGAUUUGCAAAGCUUAAUGAGGCACAAUAUCUCUUUCAACAAAAAAAGAUGGAAGAUGCCUUUCCCUUUAAAGUUGCAUGUCCUCAUAUUGUUGCACCCAUUGCCAAUAGGCUUUCUUCCUAAAUAAAUUGUUUUUCAAAAUCUACAACUCUAAAUAUACAAGUACAGGUGGUCCUUGACUUGCAGCCAUUCAUUUAGUAACUGUUCGAAGUUACAACAGCACUGAAAA
Molecule: messenger RNA, 2686 nt
Organism: Notechis scutatus (mainland tiger snake)
Lineage: Eukaryota; Metazoa; Chordata; Lepidosauria; Squamata; Elapidae
Source: RefSeq, a predicted model, not a curated record